AUGCCCUUUUCCAAUAUUCGCGCACAAUAUGUCAUGUGCCAAAAAUGGCCGCCAGCGAACCGGCCUGCGGAGCGGGUAGGAUGCAGCGGUAUGCACCACAUCGCACUGCUCUUGAUGCUUCUCAUGAGGGCAACUGCCCAUUUGAAUAUGACGGCUUCACCUACAUCUGAUUCUACAUAUCUUCUCAGAAGUACAAUGCCACCAACUGUAUUUACUUUGUCAGUGACUAAAGCAAGACGAAUUUCAUCUAGACGGGGAAAGUCAGAUUCACCGAUGUUGAAUUAUAUUUUUGAUUCAUAUGCUACAAGUAACAAACAUUUCCAUGACAAUUUCAAAGGCCCGUCAUUCGAAGAUGACAUAAACUCUGACAAAAUUAUCAACACAGACACAGGUGCAACUGUUCUAUUUGAUUGUCGAGUUUCAUCGUUAAGAGAUAAAACAGUAUCCUGGCUGAGGGUGUCCAAUGACACAAAUCUAGAACUUUUGACUGUUGAUUUAGAGACUCAUACGACAGAUCCGAGAUAUAAAGUGGACGUUGCUGGUGAGACAUGGAAGUUGUCUCUCACGGAUGCUAAGGUUCAAGAUUCUGGAAUAUACUGCUGUCAUGUGUCAACGCAUCCGCCAAUGUUACGUCGAUUUCGCUUAGUUGUUCAUCCGCCCGAAAUAAAAAUGAACAAUGAAGCUUUCCUGGAAAGCGGAGAGACUCUAUCGCUCAAGUGCGCUGUGUUGCACUUAAAUCCCGGGGAAGCGAGUGAAUUACAUUGGUACCGAGGAAACAAUACCACGCCGCUUGAUGAGAUACGGUCUGGUGUACUAGUAGAGACAGAUCUUUUAACGCUCACAAGUCAUCUUCAGGUAGCUCAUCUUAAAGUGGAAGAUGCGGGAAACUACACCUGCGCCCUUGAAUCGCCUAUUACGAUGAGAGCCGUAGCGAGGGUUCAUGUAUUACAAGGUUCAAGUCUAGCUGAACUUCAGAGUGGAGUCAAGACAACAACAAGCUACAUAGGCUUACUUCUGACAUCACUCAUAAUUAUCUUCUACACGAAUUUUGAAGACGUAAGAUGA
Molecule: messenger RNA, 1065 nt
Organism: Danaus chrysippus (African queen)
Lineage: Eukaryota; Metazoa; Arthropoda; Insecta; Lepidoptera; Nymphalidae
Source: the annotation of a GenBank genome assembly